AUGACUGUCACUGAACCAACUUAUAAGACUAUCGCAGCUAAGAAGCUCAAAGAAAGAGAUGAAAAAUUCAUUAAAGAAUGGUUAAUUGCUGAAGAUCAAUUACCAGAUCAAUCUGUCAAAGAUGUCACUAAAUUUAUUGAAAAAAAUAACCUUUUAACCCCAUCAGAAGUUGAAAUUACUGAAUCUGAUGCUCCAACCAUUGUUGGAAAUAUCAAACUGAAGAAAUGGAGAGCUGUACAAGUAAUGGAAGCUUUCGGUAAAAGAGCUACCAUUGCCCAUCAAUUAACUAAUUGUUUAUCAGAAAUCUUCUUUGAAGAAGGUUUACAAACAGCUAAAGAAUUAGAUGAAUAUCAAGAUAAAACUGGUGAAACUAAAGGUCCAUUACAUGGAUUACCAUUCUCAGUUAAAGACAAUUUCAAUGUAAAAGGUCACGAUAGUACAAUUGGUAUGGUUAAUUUAAGUUUCAAAAAAGUUGAUAAUGAUGCAGUUUUGGUUGAUUUAUUAAGAAAAUUAGGAGCUGUAUUAUACGUUAAAACCAAUGUCCCAGUUGCCAUGAUGAUGCCUGAAACCAAUAAUCAUAUUUUUGGUAAUACUACCAAUCCAAUGAAUAGAGCCUUAUCAGCAGGUGGAUCAUCUGGAGGUGAAUGUGCUUUAAUCAGAAUGAAAGGUGCCCCAAUCGGUGUUGGAAGUGAUAUUGGAGGAUCUUUAAGAAUCCCAGCUUCAUUCCAAAAUUUAUAUACUUUAAGACCAUCAUUUGGUAGAUUCCCAACUUAUGGAUGUACUAGUGGAUUACCAGGAUUAGAAAGUGUUAAUAGUGUCAAUGGUCCAAUUUCUACUUCAUUAGAAUCAAUGGAAUUAUAUUGUAAGUCAAUAAUUGAUUCUGAACCUUGGUUACAUGAUGGUAAAGUAAUUGAACUUCCAUGGAGAGAUGUUGAAUUACCAAGCAAAUUAAAUAUUGCUGUUUUAGUAGAUGAUGGAUACGUUAGACCAACCCCACCAAUUAGAAGAGGUAUGAAAAUUGCCAUUGAUAAAUUGAAAGAAGCUGGUCAUGAUAUUAUUGAAUGGGAUGGAUCAGAUCAUGUUGAAAUGGCUAAAAUUAUUGGUAAAUUCUUUUUAAGUGAUGGAGGUCAUCAUAUUAAACAAAUCACUGAACCAACAGGUGAACCAUUCUUCGAAUACAUGAAAGGUUAUGAAUCAGCUCAAGAUCUUGGAGUACCAGGAUUAUGGAAAUUACAUGCUGAAAGAACUUCAAUGAUGAAGAAAUUCUUAGAUAAAUGGAACAAUACUAGCUCUAAAACUGCCAAUGGAAAACCAAUUGAUGCUAUUAUCAUGCCAGCUACUCCAUUUGCAGGUAGUCCAAAUCAUAAAUUCCGUGAUUAUGUUGGUUAUACCUCACCUUUCAAUUUGGUUGAUUAUAGUGCAGGUAUUAUUCCGGUCACCAGAGCUGAUAAAGAUUUAGAUCCAAAAGAUCCGGUAUGUACUAAUUACAGUAAUAGUGAUAAAAUGAUUUGGGAAGAUUAUGACCCUGAAGAAACUCAUGGUGGAGCUGUAUCUAUUCAAAUUGUUGGUAGAAGAUUACAAGAAGAGAAAGUUAUUAAAAUGAUGAAAGUUGUAUCUAGUUUAUUAGACGAUGAAAUCUAG
Molecule: messenger RNA, 1641 nt
Organism: Yamadazyma jaroonii
Lineage: Eukaryota; Fungi; Ascomycota; Pichiomycetes; Serinales; Debaryomycetaceae
Source: the annotation of a GenBank genome assembly